Emiliania huxleyi CCMP1516 is the source of this 3511-nucleotide messenger RNA. RefSeq lists its product as hypothetical. Gene Ontology annotation, molecular function: mRNA binding. Gene Ontology annotation, biological process: transcription elongation by RNA polymerase II; regulation of DNA-templated transcription elongation; regulation of transcription by RNA polymerase II. Bases 24 to 3287 code for a protein of 1087 amino acids. The transcript is spliced from 9 exons. NCBI's taxonomy places the organism in Eukaryota, Haptophyta, Isochrysidales, Noelaerhabdaceae. Gene Ontology annotation, cellular component: DSIF complex. The record is from RefSeq and is a predicted model, not a curated record.
CGCUGGCCAAGACCCUUCACCGCAUGUCGGACUCAGAGUCUGACGCGGACUACGACCCGGCGCGCAAGCGUGACGACGACGACGACGACGACGACGACGACCAGCCCGUCGCCAAGAAGCGUCGCCCCGCCGGCGCAAACCAGUUCAUCGAGGAGGAGGCCGAGGCGUCCGAGGAGGAGGACGAGGAGGAGGACGAGGAGGAGGAGGAGGGCGACGGCGGCGCCGACGGCGACGACGGCGACGCCGUCGACGCCAAGGCGGUCGAGCGCGAGAACCGGAGGCUCGACGCGGAGCGGCGGAAGGCGGAGGAGGCCAAGCUCGAGGCGCAGGUGCGCGAGCGGUACGAGAACCGGCCCGACCAGGGCGCGUGGGACGACGACGAGGACUUUGGAGAGGACACGCGCUUCCAGGAGCUCCCCGACGCCACGCGCGACCCGAAGCUGUGGCUGCUCAAGUGCAAGCCGGGCGGCGAGAAGAUGCUCAUCAUCUCGCUGAUGCAAAAGUACCUCGACGCGGCGGAGGCGGGGACGCCGCUCUCCAUCAAGUCGGCGCUCUGCACCGAGAUCAAGGGCUACAUCUACGUCGAGGCCUUCAAGGAGGCGCACGUGCGCGAGGCGACGCAGGGCCUCAACGGCCUCUUUUACCGCAUCACGCAGGUCCCGCCGCGCGAGAUGACCGACGUGAUGCGCAUCCGCUCCACCGACAAGAAGGCGCUGCACCCCGGCGCGUGGGUACGGAUGCGGCGCAACGACGACUACAAGGACGACCUUGGGCAGGUCGUCGACAUCGACGUGGACGGCGCGCGGGCGCGGGUGCGGCUGGUGCCGCGGCUGGCGGCGUACCUUGGCGAGGAGGACGGCACGAAGCGGCGCGUGCGGCCGACGCCGAAGCUCUUCGACGCCGACGAGCUCCGCGCCAAGGGCGAGGACGUCGGGACGGGCGUGAGGAGCUCUCGCGGCCGGCAGGUAUACUACUACGACAACCAAGAGUUUGAGGAGGGCUUCCUGCUGCGCCACCUCUCCGUCAAGGGGCUCAAGUACGGGGACGGAGUCCAGCCGACGAUGGCGGAGCUCGAGCGCUUCAAGACCGGCCUCGGCGCCGAUGCCGACGCCGAGCUGCUCGCUGCCGCCUCUGGCGCGGGCAGCGGCGCGCUCUUUCGCGUGGGUGACUAUGUGGUCGAGGGAGACAUGAAGCAUCUCACCGGCUCGGUCAGGGCGUUGAGCGCCGACGGCAAGACGGUGCACAUGUUCCCAGACCACGAGAAGCUGCGCGCGAGCAACAAGGACGUCCAGAUCGCGGCCGAGCUGCUCGCAAAGUUCUUCAAGAUGGGAGACCACGUCAAGGUGAUCGGCGGCAGCCACCACCUCGGCGAGACCGGCAUGGUGGUGCGCGUCGGCAACGGCAAGGACGGCGGCACCGCGCACUCGACGCAGCUGCACAUCCUGACCGACCUCGGCCAGACGGAGAUCGCGGUGCGGGCGGCGCACGUGCAAGAGUGCGCCGAGGUCUCUGCCGGCCUCGAGACGCUCGGCCAGUACUCGCUCUACGACCUCGUCGACGUCGCCUCCAUCGGGCCCGCCGUCGUCGGCGUCGUCGUCAAGGUGGAGCACUCCGCCUUCAAGGUCCUCACCUCGCAAGGCUCCGUCGAGACCGUCCCGGUUGGCUCGAUGGGCCGCAAGAGGUCCUCCCGCAACGCCGUCGCGCUCGACUCGCAGGAGCAGCGCGUCGAGGUUGGCACGCCGGUCGAGGCGGUCGACUCUGGCGCGCAGGGCACGGUCAAGCACAUCUUCAAGUCCUUCCUCUUCCUGCACACGCGUGAGUCGCGCGAGAACGCGGGCAUCUCCUGCGUGCGCGCGCGCCAAGUGCGCGUCGUCUCGGGAAAGAGCGCCGCCCCGCAGUACCAGGGCUUUGGCGGAGAGGCGGCCGACGACGCGGUCGCCCAACGAGUGGCGGCGCGCGCAACCAGCUUCGCGGCGCCGCAGUCGCCCUCGUCCCUCGCGCCCGGCGCCGCGCCGCUCGGGGGCGGAUUUGGCGGCGGCGCGGCCGACGGCGGCGGCUUCGGCGGCGGGUUUGGCGGCGGCUUCGGCGGCGGCGCCGCCGCCGCCGUGGGCGGCGGCGGGUUUGGCGACGGCGGCAAGGGGUUCGGUGGCAAGGGCAAGGGCAAGGGCGAUGGGCGCGGCGGGCGUGGGCGCGGGCGCGGCAUGCAGGACGAGCAUCUGGGCAAGGUUGUGCAGAUCACCAAGGGCGCGUGGAAGGGCUACUACGGCAUGGUCAAGGCGGUGACCGGUCAGCAGGCGCGGGUCGAGCUGCAGGGCAAGGAGAAGAUCAUCUCGGCCAAAAAGGCGGACCUCCAGCUCACGGACAAGACGGCAACCAGCGGCGGCCGAGCGCCGAGCGGCGGCGCCUUCCUCGGCGGCGGCUUCGGCGGGAGGGGCGGCUACGGCGACGGGAGCGGCACGCCGCUGCAUGGCGGCGCCGGCUCGAGCACGCCGCUGCGCAACGACGGCUUCCACACCCCGAUGCACGGCGCUUGGGAGAAGACGCCGAUGCACGACUCGAUGGCUGGCUCGAUGACGCCGAUGCACGACGGCUCGCGCACGCCGAUGCACAGCUCGGUCUGGGACCCGCUGGCGCCGAACACGCCGCUGCACCGCCCCUCGACGCCGUCCUCCUCCUCUCAAUAUGGCGGCGGCGGCGGCGGCCGGCAGGACGAGUUUGAGCAGCAGUGGGCGGCGAUGGGGGGCGGCGGCGGCUCGGACUCGUUCUCUUACGGCGGGGCUGGCGGGGGGUCAAUGUCGAUGGGCGGCAUUGGCGAGUCGCCCUUUGUUGCUGGCGGCGACAGCUUUGGGUCGAUGCGGCCGGCCAGCCCGGGUGGUCUCUCUGCGGCCUCCUCGUGGGCUGCGAGCGCCGCCGCGUCAGACGCGACCGGCUUCGCGGCCGCCGGCGGCAGCGCCUCGCAGGAGGUGCUGCCGGAGCGGGUGCUCGUCACGCUCAAGACGGCGGGCCACGAGGGCAAGCGCGGCGUCGUCGUCGAGGUGAACUCGGACGGCACGUACGAGGUGAUGCUGUCGGACGAAGUCAAAAAGGUAAGCGCGACGCGCGGCGACCUCGAGGUGGUGCGGCCGGCCAAGCGCGACCGCGUCAUCAUCCUGCGCGGCGACAACAAGGGCAGCGUCGGCCAGCUCAUCGGCAUUGACAACGAGGACGGCAUCGUGAAGAUGGGCGGGCCGGGUGGCGAGUCGGACAUCAAGAUCAUCGACCUCGACUCUUGCGCCGCCACGGAGUGAGCCUGUGGGCACGGACGGACAGCGGUGCCUAAGAAACGUGGGGGCCGCACACCGGUCACCGCGCGUCCCAGUCGUAAGAGCCCUGUCCACGUGGCAGUCGAGCUGGGUGGUGCGUGUGGCAAAAUCGUUCGUGCUGCCCGCUUUGUCGUUUGGUGUGCGGUGUGGCGCGCGCGCAACACCAAUAACAGUUAGACCCCCCUGUUGAGUACAUGCAGAUACCUCCA